This is a messenger RNA of Vespa mandarinia (Asian giant hornet), 2093 nucleotides long. Its product is annotated as mitochondrial import inner membrane translocase subunit TIM44. The record is from RefSeq and is a predicted model, not a curated record. Gene Ontology annotation, molecular function: protein-folding chaperone binding. Gene Ontology annotation, biological process: protein import into mitochondrial matrix. Lineage: Eukaryota; Metazoa; Arthropoda; Insecta; Hymenoptera; Vespidae. Gene Ontology annotation, cellular component: mitochondrial inner membrane.
GACGGACAAAUGGCUAUAAUAUUACAGAGCUACAUCUAGCGGUAGAUUGAGGAAAUCUCUACAGUCUCGCUUCGUGAUUAUGAUUAAGACUUUUGCUUAAGCUAAAAUUGAUAAAUCGUUUGUAAAAUGUUUCAGAAUUUCGUGACAUGCAGGAUUAAUUUAAUAGGUAUUGCUCGGUCCACACAAUCACAGAGGAGAUUUAGAAAUGGCUCGAGAGAACAUUCUUCAUCGCGCCAUCCACUGUUACGAACAACCUGUUUUCAUUUACCAGAUGAUAUACAAAGUUUAUCAAUUCGUUCAUAUUCAAAUCCAGCACGAAGACCCAGUUUCUUUUCUCAAUUUGUUGAAAAUAUUAAACAAGAAAUGCAGAAAAAUAAAGAGAUGAAAGAAUCAUUAAAGAAAUUUCGUGAAGAAGCAGAGAAAUUAGAACAGUCAGAAGCGUUGCGUUCAGCGAGACAAAAAUUUCAAGCAGUUGAAUCUGAAGCCUCCAAAGGAUCCGAAGCCAUAAAAGAAAAAUUGGACAGUCUAAAAGAAAAAGUACAAGAAGUUAUUGAGGAAGCAAGUAAAUCUGAAUUAGGCAAAAAGGCAGGACAAUUAGGUGAGGAAAUAACUAAAUCGGCGAAAGGGGCAGCAGAAACGAUUUCGGAAAAAAGUCAAGCACUUGGAAAAACAGGAGCUUUCCAAACUAUUUCACAGACAGCAGAGGUUGUAAGAAAAGAGUUAGAUCAUCAAGGAAUGCAAGGAAGAGUUUACGUACCACUUACUAAAUUAAGAAAAAGAAAAGAAAUAGUAGAUAUAUCUUUAGAUGAAAAGCAGUUUCAACCUAAUAUGGAUGCACGAGGAGUUGAAUUGCAUAAAGAUUCUAAAUUUUUUCAGUCUUGGCAAAAUUUUAAGGAUAACAAUCCAUAUAUGAAUAAAGUAUUGGAUUGGAAAAUCAAGUAUGAAGAAUCGGACAAUCCUGUAAUUCGUGCUUCCAGAUUUUUUACCGAAAAAGUUAGCUAUAUGGUUGGUGGUAUGUUCCAAAAGACAGAUUUGUCGGAGACAUUAACGGAAAUUUGUAAGCUGGAUCCAAGCUUUGAUAAAAAUCAAUUUUUAAGAGAUUGCGAGAUAGAUAUUAUACCAAAUAUACUUGAAGCUAUGGUUAGAGGGGAUCUUGAAAUUUUAAAAGAUUGGUGUCACGAGGCCGCGUUUAAUGUAAUAUCACAACCUAUUAUGCAAGUACAAAAAUUGGGAUAUCAUUUAGACAAUAAAAUCUUAGACAUUGAAAAUGUAGAUCUUUUAAUGGGUAAGAUGAUGGAACAAGGUCCAGUUUUAUUGAUAACGUUUCUCAGCCAACAGAUACUAUGUAUAAGAGAUAAAGAUAAUAACAUAAUUGAAGGAGAUCCUGAAAGAGUGAUGCGUUUCAAUUACAUUUGGGUAUUAUGUCGGGAUCCAACGGAACUCAAUCCAAAAGCUGCUUGGCGUUUACUUGAAAUUAGCUGUUCGAGCGUCAAGCAAUUUGUAUAGUGCACUGAUUCUAGAUUAAAUUCAUAUUUUAUUUCCGGAUAAUUGAUGUCAAAAGCGAUUAAAAGUUAUUUUAGAUGUUUCUUUGUUUUUUUCUACAAUGGAACAGCACGUAAUGGUUGAAUCAUUUUCUCCUAAAUAAGUUGGCUGUUAUAGUUACAAUUAUCAAAUAUUUCUUCAUAUAAUGUCGGAUUAAAAAAGUACCGUCAUAUAAAAAGACAUCAUUUAAAACAAAAAUUCUUUUCUUGCUUCUUAAAAAAAAGAAGACCAAGAGAGAGAGAGAGAGAGAGAGAGAUAUCUCUUACACGGUACGUGUAAUUUUUACGUGAAGAAUAUUAAUUCUAUCAUCUGAAAAUAAUUGAAAGAAUCAAUCGAAAGUUAACAUGGACAUUAACAUGAAAAAUGAAUAAUUGAGCACCGAUGUAUGCCUAUUAUUUUAAAACUAUACCAUAUAACAUGGUAGAGAUGUGUAUACAUUCAUGUAACAUAAUUUUGUAUACAUACCUUACAAAUUUUAGUUGUAUGAUCUCUGUAUAUAUGCGAUUGCUUUCAUUAAGAAUAUCUAUAAUAAACAAUAGACUACUUUGUUA